Molecule: messenger RNA, 471 nt
Organism: Arabis nemorensis
Lineage: Eukaryota; Viridiplantae; Streptophyta; Magnoliopsida; Brassicales; Brassicaceae
Source: the annotation of a GenBank genome assembly
AUGCAGAUCUUCGUCAAAACCUUGACCGGAAAAACCAUAACCCUAGAGGUUGAGAGCAGCGACACCAUCGACAAUGUUAAAGCCAAAAUCCAGGACAAAGAGGGAAUACCGCCUGAUCAACAGAGGUUGAUAUUUGCUGGUAAACAACUAGAAGAUGGUCGAACAUUGGCGGACUACAACAUCCAGAAAGAGUCUACUCUUCAUUUGGUCUUGAGGCUUAGGGGUGGGACCAUGAUUAAGGUGAAGACUCUCACAGGAAAAGAAAUUGAAAUUGAUAUUGAACCGACUGAUACUAUCGAUCGGAUCAAGGAACGUGUUGAGGAGAAAGAAGGCAUCCCUCCUGUUCAACAAAGGCUCAUCUACGCGGGAAAACAGCUAGCUGAUGACAAAACGGCGAAAGACUACAACAUAGAGGGAGGAUCUGUUCUUCAUCUGGUUCUUGCUCUUAGGGGUGGUUUUGGUCUUCUCUGA